Molecule: messenger RNA, 1329 nt
Organism: Adineta steineri
Lineage: Eukaryota; Metazoa; Rotifera; Eurotatoria; Adinetida; Adinetidae
Source: the annotation of a GenBank genome assembly
AUGUACACAAUGUAUCGACAUAUAUUAUUUUCUGUUCUAAUUGUAUUAUUAUUUGAAAUAAAUAGUAAUUUGGCAGAUAAUUGGGCAGUUCUUGUUGCAGGCUCUAGUGAAUGGAUGAAUUAUCGUCAUCAAGCUGAUGUUUGUCAUGCUUAUCAAAUUUUACAUAAAAAUGGUAUUCCUGAUUCUAAUAUUAUUGUUAUGAUGUAUGAUGAUUUAGCUCAUCAUUUGCGAAAUCCAACAAAAGGUAUUAUUAUUAAUCAUCCAAAAGGAGAAGAUGUUUAUCAUGGAGUACCUCAUGAUUAUACAGGCAAAAAUGUAACACCACAAAAUUUCAUAAAUGUUUUACUUGGUAACAAAGAAAUAUUGCAAGGUGUAGGUAGUGGAAAAGUACUCGGAAGUGGUGUUGAUGAUAAUGUUUUUAUUUAUUUUACUGAUCAUGGUGCACCAGGUUUAGUUGCUUUUCCACAUGGUGUACUUUAUGCAAAAGAUUUCAAUCAAACAAUAACAACAAUGUACAAUCAAAAGAAAUAUAAAAAUUUAGUUAUUUAUAUUGAAGCUUGUGAGUCUGGUUCAAUGUUUGAAGAUAUUUUAUCCGAUAAAAUAAAUGUUUAUGGAACAACAGCAGCUAAUGCUGAAGAAUCUUCAUAUGCUUGUUAUCAUGAUUUCGAACGUGGUACAUAUUUAGGUGAUGUUUAUUCUGUUGUUUGGAUGGAAGAUUCGGAUGUUGAACAACUUAAUAAAGAAACAUUAUUUCAACAAUAUACAAUAACACAACAAAAAACAAAUACAAGUCAUGUUAUGCAAUAUGGAGAUAUUAAUUUAGCUAAAUCACAUAAUGUUAGUGAAUUUCAAGGUUUACAAAAAUGGAAUACAUCGAAAUAUAAUGUUCUUGUCGAUCGUUAUAAUAAUUUACUUCGACGUGAUGCUGUACGUUCGGAAGAUGUUCGUAUUGAAAUUAUUAAACAUCGUUUAGCAGCUGCGAAAGAAAAUUCAAUUGAAAAAAUCGAAUUAGAAAAUGAACUUAAUCAAUUAUAUAAUGAUCGAAAUAGAAUUUCAAAUAUUAUAUAUGACAUAGCUUCUACAACUUUAUCAUUUACUGGUGAAUAUAAUUUGAAAAUGAUCACAGACCAACGUAUGAAAUUAACUGAACAUGAUUGUUAUAUUUCAAUUACUCAACGUCUUCAUGAGAAAUGUUUUGAUAUUCAGAAUGAAUUUGUCCUAAGUAAACUUUAUGUUAUGGUUAAUUUAUGUGAAAAUGGUUUCGAUAAUACUAUCAUCAAGCAAUCUGUAGAUCAAGUAUGCCAACAACGAAUUCAUUUUGAUUUUUAA